Molecule: messenger RNA, 3401 nt
Organism: Sphaerodactylus townsendi
Lineage: Eukaryota; Metazoa; Chordata; Lepidosauria; Squamata; Sphaerodactylidae
Gene: GPR107
Product: G protein-coupled receptor 107
Exons: 18
Coding region: 105-1904 (599 amino acids)
Biological process (GO): clathrin-dependent endocytosis
Cellular component (GO): Golgi apparatus; membrane; clathrin-coated vesicle
Molecular function (GO): clathrin heavy chain binding
Source: RefSeq, a predicted model, not a curated record
UCAAAUUUCCCCCUCAAGUCACAUCACGCGACCGGUUCCUUUGCGACGCUGACUCCAAACUACUAAGGAACCGUUUCUUUUCUUGGGGGGGGGGAGGGGGGCUUAUGAUAGAGACCCCAAUGCCUAGAGUGGACACCCGCGGCAUCCACCGACGUAGGCUCUCCGCCGUUUCCUCUCCUGAUAAAGGGCGUCCAGCCCGUCACGCGCUUUCCUUUCCACGUCGCCCUUCGACUCCGGAAGUGGGCGUGGCCAGAGAGGGCGAUGUUGAUGCUGGAGUAAAGAUGGCGGCGCGCGGAGGCGACGGUUGCGGUCCCCGCUGGGCGGGCUCGUGCGGGGCGCUGCUCCUCUUGGCGGUUCUUCUCUGGGGCGGCUCCGCGCACGGCCGCGUCCACCACCUCGUCCUCAAGGAUGAUGUGCGGCAGAAAGUUCAUCUGAACACUUUUGGCUUCUUCAAGGAUGGCUUCAUGAUGGUCAGUGUUCACAACCUCUCCGUUGACCGGAACCACCUGGUGGGAUUCACUUUAGACCGGACACGGAAUGAUGGAUUUUCCACUUACCUGGAUGAAAAAUUGGAUUAUUGCAUUUUAAAUAGGACGUCGCUUGAUGUUUCUAUUAAAAUCCUACUUGUGAACUUCACAGAUUAUAGUGUGAAAGUCAAGCCCAAAGCCGAAACUCCCCAGCUACCCAAAAUAGUCUUCGUAGAUGGGACUGCACAUUCGGGGACUGCUCCAGUCAAGGGCUCGUCCACAGAGGAGGCGCUGCCUCAGAACAGUGUGACGAAGCAGGCACCACCCAAAAAUGUGACCACACCUCAGGUGCCUGCUGAGAAAUCGCACCCCUUCCAGAACAUAUCAGGUGGCCUUUCUUUCCAGUUUUUCUUCAACAUCUCUGAGACCCAGGAGGGCCUUUACAGCCUCUACUUCCACAAAUGCGUCGCUAAGAAUGUCCUGAACGAUCCCUUCAGCCUCGAUAUAGAAAUUAAUGAGAAGAACCCCGGCAGCUACCUCUCGGCAGGAGAAAUCCCUCUCCCUAAGCUCUACAUUUCAAUGGCUUUCUUCUUCUUCAUCUCUGGGGUGGUGUGGAUCCAUAUCCUUCGGAAACGCAGGGCUGACGUGUUUAAGAUUCACUGGCUUAUGGCUGCUCUUCCUUUUACCAAGUCCCUCUCUUUGGUCUUUCACGCAAUCGACUACCACUACAUCUCCACUCAAGGCUUCCCCAUCGAAGGCUGGGCCGUGGUCUACUACAUCACUCACUUACUAAAAGGUGCUCUGUUAUUCAUCACCAUCGCCCUCAUUGGCACUGGCUGGGCCUUUAUUAAGCACAUCCUUUCGGAUAAAGACAAGAAAAUCUUCAUGAUAGUCAUUCCGCUGCAGGUCUUGGCAAAUGUGGCCUACAUCAUCAUCGAGUCGACAGAAGAAGGCACGACAGAAUACAGUUUGUGGAAAGAGAUCCUUUUCCUGGUGGACUUGCUUUGCUGUGGGGCCAUCCUGUUUCCAGUCGUGUGGUCAAUAAGACAUUUACAGGAGGCUUCUGCAACAGAUGGCAAAGCUGCCAUUAACCUAGCAAAGCUGAAACUGUUUAGACAUUACUACGUCAUGAUUGUGUGUUACAUUUACUUCACACGGAUCAUUGCCAUCUUCAUCAGGAUUGCUGUUCCGUUCCAGUGGAAAUGGCUUUAUCAGGUCCUGGAUGAAAUGGCCACCUUGGUGUUCUUCAUCCUCACUGGGUACAAGUUCCGGCCGGCCUCAGACAAUCCUUACUUGCAGCUCUCUCAGGACGACGAAGACAACUUGGACAUGGAAGCUGUGGUGACGACUACAGGUGUCAUGGAGGGCAUGAAGAAAGUGAAGAAGGUGGUCAACGGCUCAGCAGAGUCUCGAGGAGAGUGGGAAAGCACCGCGUGAUGGAUGGAUUCUUUUCCUCCCUCCCUCCCCCCCUCCCUCCUCCCCGGUGCCCCUUAGGACAAGGCAGCACUUUCAGAUACACUCUAAUUUAUUGAUCUUUUACUUUCUCAACGGAAACGAAGCUUGCUCAGCUUCCUGACAUUGGAACUGGAGAAUGUAAGAGGGGAGGCGGCGGAGAGGCGGGGCGACAUUCUGCAGAGAGCAAAAGCCCUUCCUCUGCCUUGGUUCUGCGGAAUCUGGGUUCUCCUGAUGCUGGCAACGAAGGUUUUGCGGGGGACGUGGUGGCUGGUGUUUUUUUUUAACAUACUGAUUUCUCUCUCUCUCUUUUUUUUCUCACUCCGAGGAGAAUGGAAGCAUCUGGGGAAUGUGGCUUCCAAAUGUGAAAUGAUAGAUCUGUGUGUGUAUAUUUUAUCAGCUGUGCUUCUUGAGGUGCAAACUCUGCUGUGUAACGUUGCGUGCCAGGAAACCAAUGAAGUUUUACAGGGGUGGGUGGGGGGAGGGCAUGAGAUAUUUCACGACUUUCUUUUUGUAAACUUUUGCUGACCGAAGGCAUCACGCUUUUUUUUAAAAAAAACCAUUUUCGUUUGGGGACCAGGAAGAACUCGGACCUCAAUAUGUGAACAGGAACUUUUGAGACCAAGCAGACACUUUAGAGCAGGGAGGCAGAACCACUUUUCCUUUUGCUCCUGAACCGCAUAGGUCAAAAGUGUGGUCCGAUCUCUUCUAUGCAUUGACUGGAAUGGUUUCUGAACAGGUGCAAUCAAAUCUGAUCAAGCUUGGAUGAUGCGUCUCCUCCCCCGCUACCCCGUUUUGUUUGGAGAGCACAGAAGUCAGAGCCGAUGGAUUCUAAUCCUCUGCAUCAAAACUGGAGCCUCCUUAAAAGAGAAAUGCAGAAUCAGUUGCCCCUGAGGCUUCCCAAGCAGCAGAUCUGUUGCGUUGUGGAGAUGGCCAGCUUUUCCAGAACUCUGACCUGAUCUCGGAAGGGAGCCCGUGCUGCCAGUUACUAGAGAAAUUGAGCCCUGGAUCUUGGAGCCAGAGCCCUGAAAGCUGGCUGACCUCCAAGAGAGGUCAAGAGACAGCAGCAGGAAUUCACCUGACCACUUCGCCCUGCCCCCCACUGUUCAUAAAACACCAGCCUUCCCCAGGCAGAGGAGUGUUUUGGAUCAUGCACAGGUAUUUGGAUGCUUCUCUGGGAACCUUUGGCAGCUCCUGUUGGUGAGAGUAGAUGGGGGCAGAGGGGCCAAGCAUGUUCCCUUGUGAGUAGAAGGCAUGUCAUGGCUGCACUUAGCAGCAGCAGGAGGGUAAAGAGAAGCCCCCCCUUCAAAGGGGCUGGGGCCCUGAGAGGAAACAAUGCAUUUGUGCACACCUGGGCUGGGCGCCCAGUUGCAAACUCCCAAGAGCGAGGCCAGAGAUGGCUUCCUUUAUUGUGAGCUUGGGGUGUUUGGUUUGUUAGGGGCAUUAAUUGUAGGUGGUCAACCCAUUAAAUGUCCACUUUUA